This is a messenger RNA of Paramacrobiotus metropolitanus, 2240 nucleotides long. Its product is annotated as histone deacetylase 1-like. NCBI's taxonomy places the organism in Eukaryota, Metazoa, Tardigrada, Eutardigrada, Parachela, Macrobiotidae. Gene Ontology annotation, molecular function: histone deacetylase activity. The transcript has 8 exons. The record is from RefSeq and is a predicted model, not a curated record. Bases 521 to 1933 code for a protein of 470 amino acids.
UUGCACUCUCACUUGUGAAAUUGGAGUCACUUUUCCAAGUAAGGAAGUCCAUGGAUGUGUUUCACAAUGGACCAUCGAUGAAAUAAGUUUGUUUUAGUGCGAGUACACCAUUUCUACCAGUUAAUAUCAAAAGUCUUCAUAUCAUUGAGUAACUGAGAGGUUGUCUAAUCUGCAAAACUUUCCCGCCUAAACUGUUAAGGCCAAUCCAUAAGAAGCCGGCAGUCUGUGAACACUGAACGGUGAAUAUCGUCAGACCGGAAGAUCUUGUAAGGCAACUAGAACAAGUGCAGCCUGUGCAGAUUCAGGAAUAGCUUAGCAUAAAGCCAUGAACUUAGGCAAAAGUUCCUCAAAUUUACUAGUUGGAGACAAUGGACCGUGCCUCUCAACCGGAACCUUUUGUCAGUGCUUAUCUGGAGUUCUAUCUAGGAUGUACGUAGUUAACUUAAAUGGUUGAUUGGCAAACGUUGCUGUAUUUACGUUCAACACUGAAUUGCGAGUUUGUUCCACCCUGAGAAGCGAAAUGGAAUCCCAGGCAUUGGGAGCGAUCCGUGUUCGUUCGGACAGCGCAAAGAAGGUAGCGUACUAUUACAAUCAAGAUAUCGGGAAUUUUUAUUAUGGACAAGGCCAUCCGAUGAAGCCCCAUCGUAUCCGAAUGGUCCAUAGCCUGAUCCUUAACUAUCGACUGCACCUGAAGAUGCAGUGCUUUCGUCCCCAUUGUUCCGGAAUGACCGAAUUAACACGCUUCCAUUCAGAUGAUUAUAUCCGCUUUCUAAAGACGUUGUCCUUUGGCGACGAAGGGAAGAGUCCUCCGUCUAAGAAAGUACUCGCGGAAUUCAAUGUCGGAGAGGAUUGCCCCGUGUUUGAUGGGUUAUAUGAGUAUUGUCAAGCAUACGCUGGCGGAUCAGUAGCAGGUGCUAGCAAAUUAAAUUCGGAAUCUGCGGAUAUUGCCAUAAACUGGGCCGGCGGACUUCAUCACGCGAAAAAGCGGGAAGCUUCGGGCUUCUGCUACGUUAAUGACAUUGUGUUGGCCAUUUUGGAAUUGCUCAAGUUCCACCAGCGAGUAUUAUAUGUGGAUAUUGACGUCCAUCAUGGUGAUGGCGUGGAAGAGGCCUUUUUCACAACAGACCGCGUUAUGACCGUGUCGUACCAUAAGUUUGGAGAAUACUUCCCAGGCACUGGAAGCGUAGCCGAUGUUGGCGCUCAAGGGGGCAAGUAUUAUUCGCUGAACUUUCCUCUCCAGGCCGGUAUUGAUGAUGACAGUUAUGAGGCCAUUUUCGUCCCAGUGAUGACCAAGGUGUUGGAAUUUUACGAUCCGGGUGCCAUUGUUAUGCAAUGUGGAGCCGAUUCCUUAACCGGCGACCGGCUCGGUUGCUUCAAUUUGACGCUCAAUGGGCAUGGGAAGUGCCUGCAGUUUUUGAAAAAGCACGGAAAACCCUUGCUUCUGUUGGGUGGAGGCGGAUACACAAUCAAGAACGUUGCACGUUGUUGGGCUUUCGAAACUGCGCUAGCCAUAGGAACCGAUAUCGCUAACGAUCUCCCUUAUAACGAUUAUUUUGAAUAUUUUGCUCCGGACUAUAAACUGCACAUUCCAUCCAGUAAUAUGGAAAACCUUAACAGCAAAAAGGAAUUGGAAAAAAUUCAACAAACGUUACUGGAGAAUCUCCGUCAUCUUGCGCCGGUGCCCUCGGUCGGCAUGUUCCACGCUCCGGCAUCAAUGGAUUUCAGUGAACUAGAGGAUAUGGAGCAGGAGUGUGCCGAUCCGGAUGUGCGUGUCCCGGAAUGCGUACGAGAUAAUAUCAAAGAGAAUGAAUCGGAUAUUAUGGAUAUUCAGGAGGGUGGCGUCCCUUCCGGUAAUCGGAAUCGGAGUGGACCAAGCGUCGUGCACAGCAGAGUACGUUGCAUUAGCGAAACGGAUGAUUCGUUAAUGGACUAGAGUACGUCCAUUAGGCAGGCAGGCACUGUCUGUGCUUACGUGUGAAGGCUUAAAACGUUCUCGUAUACGUUCAUCCAGAUACGGACCUGUGUUACUUUUAUACGUAUGUUGGUUGAUUUCGUGUACAAGUGAUCGAAAUUGUGGAUAGACCAUUUUUGUAUGUCUGCUUUUCCAGGCAAGAUUGUUUUUGCUCAGAUUAUUUUUCUGCUUAGAAUCAAUUUGGUGUUUUGUGUGGUUCAAACAGAUCAAAAUACAUCUAUGCGGGGUUAGAUACAUAAUAAUAAUGUUUCACGUUGGGUGCAGUUCA